This is a messenger RNA of Mytilus trossulus (common blue mussel), 2580 nucleotides long. RefSeq names its product ankyrin repeat and KH domain-containing protein 1-like. NCBI's taxonomy places the organism in Eukaryota, Metazoa, Mollusca, Bivalvia, Mytilida, Mytilidae. The transcript has a single exon. The record is from RefSeq and is a predicted model, not a curated record. The coding region runs from base 1 to 2580 and encodes 859 amino acids. Gene Ontology annotation, molecular function: protein binding.
AUGCUCAAGGAAAAUAACUGCGUUCUAGUGGUUGGCCACUCAGGAAACGGAAAAUCAGCUAUAAUACGACACAUUGCUCUGAAACAUUUUAACGAAGACGGGUAUGAUAUUAUUCCAACUGGUGUGGCUCCAACUACCAUUUUGAAGUACCAUAACCCCGAAAGAAAUCAAAUUUUUGUUAUUGAUGAUUUUUGUGGCAAGGAGGUCUUAAAUCCUCAACAUGUAGAAAUUUGGUCAUUGCACAUGGAUAAUAUAUUAAAAUUAAUUAUUAAUAACCAGGAACAUAAAGAACAAACUGGAAAAGGAAAUAUAAAACUUUUAUUUGCGACCGCUUCAGACAUUUUUAAAGACUCACUUUUUAUUCGUAUGGGCUGUCUUUCAAAGUUCAAAUUUUCUCUUUCUGAGCAGCCAUUACAAGAUCAAGAAAAACUUUGCAUGAUUGAAAAAUAUGUAACCCAGGAAAAAAUAACUGACAUAAUCACCAGUUCGUUAAAAAGCCACAAGGACAUUUAUCCACUUUUAUGUAAAUUGUCGGUAGGAAAAUCGCAAGAACAGAUUGUACAAUUAUUCACAAAUCCCAAUGAAGUUAUCAGACAAGAUUUUUUGGAGCUUAAAAAUACAAACAAAACUCAAAUUUGUUUGAUUGCUAUAUGUAUAUUAUUGGAAAGUUUAAAGGAUGAUAUGUUUCGUGAGGAGAAUAUACCAGUGGAAGAUAUAGAAGUUAUAGAAGCUGUUUGUUCGGAGUUCGAUCUCGACCUUUGCAAAGAAUCUACAAGAACAGAACUAAAUGAAGAACUUAAAUAUCUCGGAAAAACAUACUUUGUUAAAGUUUGUGAAUCCUAUCAACUUAUGCAUCAAAUAAUUUUCGACAUUGCUGCAGUAUUUUGUGGAAAAAUGAUGAUUAGUAACAUUUUCAUUCGAUUUGCACAUAGUUCUUACAUUGCCGAGCGGUAUUCGUUUAUGUCAUGUGAUGAGGAGAAAAUAGACAAUCUUAUAUUUAUUCAUAAUGAGGAAGCACAAAAAAUAUAUUUUGAUAGAUUGUUGAGCGAUUUAAAAAAAGGGAUCACUUAUAGUACAUUCCAUAACAGACAACUCAUACAUAAAUUAUACAGAGACAAAUUUUGUAAAUACUGCAGAGAAAGAAAAGAUGAAGUAGUUGAAAUAUUGAAUAAUUUAAAAAAGAACAUAAAAUAUUCGCGUGAGGAUACAAAUGAAAAAACAACAGCGAUAAGCGAAGAAAAUGUUAAUGAAUAUGGAGAUUACAUGAUGUUUUCCAAGUCAUACCAUUUCUCGUCACACAAAAUGAGGAUACCAUUAAUUGAAUCAGUAUGGGAAGGAAAUGAAGAUAUUGUGGAUUUGUUAGUUGAAUUGAAACGUAAUGUCAAUGAAACUGACAAAUUCGGAAGAUCGGCAUUAUUUGUAGCAUGUCAACGUGGUGAGGAAAAUAUAGCAAUCUACCUUUUAAAAAAGGGUGCUAAGCAUGAAUUAGCUGAACAUAAUGAAAUAUCACCUCUAAUUGCUGCUUGUAAAGGUGGCUACAUAAGAACAAUGAAUGCUUUAUUAAACAAAGGAGCUGAUAUUUUCAAAUCUGAUAAAAACGGUUGCUGCUCGUUACAUGCAGCUAGCAAAGGCGGUCACAUAAAGAUUGUGAAACAAUUAUUGAAUGCCGAGAUCAUUGUAGAUAUUAAUCAAGAUGACAUUUUUGGUCGCUCUGCUCUUUUUGUUGCUUCCUAUCAUGGAAAAAAACGGGUUGUUAAGUUUUUGAUAGAAAAAAAAGCUAGAAUUGAUCAAUGCGACAAACAGGGUAUAUCUCCUCUUUUGGCAGCUUGUACACAGGGAAGGUAUGAUGUUGUUGAAAUCCUGAUAAGCAGUGAUGCAGAUAUUUUCAAAACCGAUACCGAUAGAAGAUCUGCAUUACAUUUUGCUUGUAAAGAUGGUCAACUUACGAUAGUUGAAAAACUUCUUCAGAUAGGCGCAGAUGUAAAAGAAACUGAUCGGCAACAACGUUCGCCAUUAUUUAUCGCCUCCUCUUUUGGCCAUGAACAAAUAGUCAGGCAUUUGGUAGGCAAACACUUUGGCCUUUCCAUUAUCAAACAAUCGGACGAAGAAGGCAAGUCACCGCUGUUUAUUGCAUGUGAAAAAGGUCACGAGUCGAUAGUUGAUAUUUUACUGGACACCACUUCUUCUGAAAUUAUAGAGCAAACUGACAAAAGACAACGCACACCUCUGUACGUAGCAUGUAGCGGGGGCUUUUUAGAAAUUGUAAAAUUAUUGGUUCAUAAAGGUGCACAGAUUGAUAACGUCAAUAUAUGCCAAGCAACGCCUUUAUCCACAGCAUGCAAAGAAGGCCAUAUUGAAGUGGUUCAAUAUUUAAUACAAAAACAUGCUAAUUUGAAUCUUGCAGAUUCUAACGGACAAACCCCGCUUUCGGUAGCCUGCGAUGAAGGAAAUGCUGCAGUCGUGAGGAUUUUAGUCGACCAUGGAUCUAAUAUUCACCAUAAGGAUAACGAUAACAGAACUCCUUUGCAAAUUGCUCAAAUGAGAGAACACACUGACAUUGAAAACAUCCUGAAACAAUAA